AUGGCCGCGACAAAGCCAUCUCUGUCAGACCUGGCAGGUCCUACAUACACCACUGCUCAGACGUUGAUUCAGCAAGUGGCGUAUCUGCUGAGCGACAAGAUCUUCUCUUACUCCCCCGAGACAUUUGAUCUGGACUCAGCCUUGCGGGAAUGGUCCGCAGCUCAGGAAACAAAGGCCAAUGGCGAAGCUCCAGUGGUGAACACUCUGGAGACUCGCCAGGGUGCUGGUAACUUGGCUCUGGGCUAUCUGUUCUCUCAGGAUUUCGACCUGAAGAAACGACAUGUUCCUCAGGGAAUUGUUGCGUCUUCCGCAACUCUCCCGUAUAUGCGAUCUGCUUUGGAACAGCUUUCGCUGCUCUACUCCGUCGCGAGUCCCGUGGCUGCUCACGUUGCUGCCGUGGACUACAAUAGCGAUGAGGGUCUUGUCUCGGACUACGCCUCCGCGCUUUCGUUGGUUGAAGAUUUGGGCUUGGGACUGGUCAGCAGUGGCUCGGCUCACGAGUCGCAGCACAUGGCGCUCUUCACAACACUCCUCGCCUCGGUCCUGCCCUCCAUCCACAUCUACGACGGCGUCCGUGUCGGCCGAGACACUACUCGGGUCAUUGACGUCUUGGACAAGGAAGGGCUCACACGCAUCUAUGAGACAGUUCGCGGUGCCCUCGAUGAGUCGCGAAACCGUCAUCUCGACUCCCAAGGCAAGCUUUUGGAGAUCCUGAAGAGCCUCAACGGCGAGUUGGGCACCGACUACGGCGCCUUCGAGUAUCACGGCCAUGCACAGCCUGUUUCUGUCUUGGUGGUCUUCGGCACUGUCGAGGCAGCUCUCGCCACCCAAGUUGCACGUUCACUUGCCAAGAAUGGCGUGCCCAUUGGUGUGGUCAAUGUUCGUGUUUACCGCCCCUUCAUUGAGGAGGAGUUCUUGCGUGUGCUCCCCAAGUCCACCAAGACCGUCGGUGUUCUCGGCCAGGUUGCUAGCGAGCAGGCCGUCCAAGAAGAGGGUGUGCACUCUGCACUCUUCGAGGAUGUCCUUGCGUCUUUGACGUUUGCUACCGACCGCGACCACGCUGCAGUUUGCGAUGAGAUCAAGUAUUCUCGAUCUCAGCGCUGGGAUCUGAUCAGCAUCGCCGCCACAUUCCAGCGCAUCUUCGACAAGCCAAUCCUGCCUGUUGAGAGCACCGGCAAUGGAGCGUCCCCUCUCCAACUUCUUGAUUCCGCUACUGUUCAAGAGUACACUUUCUGGGACGUUGACAGUUCCAUUACUGAAGAGGCUUCUGUUGUUCUCAGCCAGGCACUUGCUGCCGAUUCCGCCAGUAACGUCACUGUCAGCAGAGUGAACGACAACCUGAUCCAGGGGGGAGCCAUUCGAGUUGACAUCCGCAAGAGUGCCAAAAUCAUCGAGGCUCCCUACGCUAUCACCGCUGCUGACGUCUCCUACGUUGGCAACAUUGCCAUUCUCAACGACGUUGAUGUUCUCGCCUCCGUGAAGGAUAAUGGAAAGCUCAUUCUCAGUGCUCCGGGCGUCAAGGAUGAGGAUCUCGAGAAAAAGCUUCAUGUUGCUUUCCGCAAUGCCGUCGCUCAGCGUGGUAUUUCACUCUUUGUGGUUGAUUUCUCUGCUGCUGAAGACACGUCUUUGGAGAGAGAGAUUCUGCAGGCUUCCUUCAUCCGCGUUGCUCUCCCUGCUCAAGAGGGUCUCGCCACGAAGAAGCUGGCUUCAGUUUCCGGUGAUUCUGAAUCGUUGGAGAAAGUCAGCAAGGAACUCGAGAAGGUUCUGCGUGAGAUCGAGAUCCCUGCAUCGUGGAAGGAGGCGGCGGAUGUCAGCGAAAUGACCCAGCUCCCUCGAGACAUCACUCCCAACAGCUUUGUCGCUUUCGACAAGGAAGAGUCAGAGCCCCCCACCCUGCUCAAGGACUGGGAGACUGCCGCCCGUGGCCUGGCCUUCAAGGAGGCCUUUGGCACCCGAAACGCUCUUCGCCCUGACUUGGCCACCAAGACUUUCACUGUCCACGUCAAGGAGAACCGUCGUCUCACCCCCGUCACCUAUGACCGAAACAUCUUCCACAUCGAGUUCGAUCUGGGUGACUCCGGUCUGACCUACGAUAUUGGAGAGGCACUCGGUGUCCAUGCCGAGAAUGACCCAGAGGACGUGAUGAACUUCAUCAAGUUCUACGGACUUGAUCCUGAUGCGAUCGUCGAGGUGGCCAGCCGCGAAGACCCUGCCGUCCUCGAGAACCGUACUGUGUAUCAGGCUCUUGUGCAGAAUGUUGACAUUUUCGGUCGUCCCCCCAAGCGCUUCUAUGAGGCCUUGGCUGACUUCGCGAGCGACGAGAAGGAGAGGACUGACCUGCGUACCCUGGGAGGCCCAGAUGGUGCUGUUGAAUUCAAGCGUCGUGCUGAGGUCGACACGAUUACUUUUGCGGAUGUUCUGCUUGAGUAUCCUUCCGCUCACCCUGAUUUCCACGAGAUUGUGCGCCUUGUUGGACCUUUGAAGCGCCGUGAGUACUCCAUCGCUUCGUGCCAAAAGGUCAGCCCCAACAUUGUUGCGUUGAUGAUCGUCGCUGUCACUUGGACCGAUCCCAACGGCCGCGACCGCUUUGGUCUCGCCACUCGUUACUUGAGCCGUCUGCAGCCUGGCACGCCCGUCAGCGUCAGCGUCAAGUCCAGUGUCAUGAAGUUGCCUCCCAAGUCUACCCAACCGUUGAUCAUGGCCGGUUUGGGUACCGGUCUCGCACCCUUCCGAGCCUUUGUCCAGCACCGUGCCCUUGAGAAGGCUCAGGGCAAGGAGAUUGGCUCUGUUUUGCUGUACAUGGGCUCCCGCCAUCAGCGCGAGGAGUACUGCUAUGGCGAGGAAUGGGAGGCAUACCAGGCUGCCGGCGUGAUCACGCUUCUGGGUGCCGCAUUCUCUCGUGACCAGCCCGAGAAGAUCUACAUCCAGGAUCGUAUGCGCCAAACUCUUCCCGAGAUCAUUCAGGCGUACAUCCGCGAGGAAGGUGCUUUCUACCUCUGCGGUCCCACUUGGCCCGUUCCCGAUGUCACUGCCGUCUUGGAGGAGGCCAUCGCGACCGAGGCCAAGCUCACCGGCAAGAAGGUGGAUACUCGCAAGGAGAUUGAGAAGCUCAAGGACGAGGAGCGCUAUGUUUUGGAGGUGUACUAG
This is a messenger RNA of Penicillium oxalicum, 3147 nucleotides long. RefSeq names its product sulfite reductase subunit alpha. Gene Ontology annotation, cellular component: cytosol. The transcript has a single exon. The coding region runs from base 1 to 3147 and encodes 1048 amino acids. The record is from RefSeq and is a predicted model, not a curated record. Gene Ontology annotation, molecular function: FMN binding; oxidoreductase activity, acting on the aldehyde or oxo group of donors; sulfite reductase (NADPH) activity. NCBI's taxonomy places the organism in Eukaryota, Fungi, Ascomycota, Eurotiomycetes, Eurotiales, Aspergillaceae.